Pseudo-nitzschia multistriata is the source of this 1427-nucleotide messenger RNA. The record is from the annotation of a GenBank genome assembly. Lineage: Eukaryota; Bacillariophyta; Bacillariophyceae; Bacillariales; Bacillariaceae.
CGAACACUCUGGAGGGCAGUGAGUCCCAGGGAUACAGUACUUGUUCUACCUGUACAAUUUCCUUCAGUACAGCAGGUACGAGUACCUACGUAAUCGUAGUCAUUGUCUUGCCAGCAAAAUUUGACGAACUUGUGUCUCGUACCCUAGGUUUUCGGAUGCACGCAGGAAGUGUCGAACACCCUACCGGUAUUAGGUUUUUCAUCUUCUCGUUGCUCCUUUUGACGGAAACUCUUUUAAUCGCUCCUCUUCACUUUUUUUCUCGUUCCUUUUUGCGAUAUCGAUAACAGAAGCAUUCAUAAAUUCAUAAAAACCCAAGCAAUACUCACAAAACUACAAUGCCAGGGAACAACAACGAUUCGAUGCCCGAAGACAACGACCUCAAGGCGACCAUUCCUCUAGUCUCAUUCCUCAAGCUCGGUGAUGCAACAGUCCCUGGAACGGAUGAGCGCAAUAUGCUUUUCAUGGUAGCGCACAUUGGGUUUUUUGCCUUUAACUUCUUCAACAUCUUGUACAUUCUGGUCGUGCAGGGCAUCAUCAAAAAAGAGCUCCACAGAAACAAAAUCCUCAAGAUCACCCUGGGCGCCUGCUUUUGCCAGCUAAUGAGCUGCAUGUGCAGCAUUCACCGUUACAACACCAACGACGAGUUUUCGGCGGUUGGGCCCUUCGCCCACAUUAGUAUCGCGACAGGCCUCGUUGCGUAUGUCUUUGGCAACAGCGCCUGCGUCUUGAUCAGCCUGAAAUUCAACGCACGCAGAAGCAUCAAAAACUUUGCCGGGCUCGGCAUUGCCCUCAAUUAUUCGGUGCUUGGGGUUUCAUGCUGCAUGUCGACCGCCUUCUAUUGCUUUCUGCAGGGAUACAUCCACUGGGAUCCUGAUCCAACCAAGCUGCAAAACUUUCAACCCUUUCGCAAAUUCAUUGGUGUCUCAACGAUGUUCCAACUCUUGGCAAUUGCGCGGUGUCUGAACCAGUACCAGUACCAGUAUUCUGGCGUGUCCGCCGACAAAAGGAUUGACUUCCCCCCAAACGACCCCGUGAGAGGAUCCGUGGUCCGGAUGUUUCAAACCUGUAUCUUCCUUGACCUUGUUGCACUCGGUCUAUCUGGCACUGGAAUUCCCGUCCUUCAAUAUCCUGCUACUGGUUCGACCUUCUCCGUAUUGACCUUGUGCAGCAUCUUCGUCGGCCGCAUGAGCUUUGCCCAGGAUCCGGAACCUACACAAGGCGAGCCUGGGGGCAUGCUUCUUGCAAGUGGUACCGGCUGUGGAACUCAUACCCGUAAUGUUGAUAUCGAAGCCGGCGAAGACAGCGAAUUUCUUGACGGAAGAGAAGCGGUUCCGGUUAGAUAGUAGAAGUACCAUACAGUUGUUUUCGAGUUGGGGUUGGGGUUGUGUUACUCUUUUUUACAUUUACAAUAAAUUAUAUAAUUCAAG